AGAGAGAGAGAGAGUUUAUGUAUAUAGGAAGUCAGGAUGUGAGAGAUUUAUUUAUUUAUUUAUCUACUUAUUCAUCUAUUUAAUUUAUCUUAUCUUAUUUUUUAGAUAUUCUUAGGUUACGAGAGGCUGGAGAGACGAGAGAAGGUAGAGAUGGAGAGUUAAAGGGUCUGUGUGUACGUGUGUGAGACUGAGAAGAGAAAGAGUUGGGAAGAUGAUGUCUUUAAUGGAUGCAAGUCUCAGAGGAAGGAAGGUCGAUCGUCUUGGGAAACAUGUAAGAGGGAAGUGAAGUAAUUAAGUGUAAGAUUUAAUAAAGGCAGUAAUUAGAUAGCUAAGUGUCUUUCUUUAUUGCUAUUAUUUAUUACUGCUUGUGGAGGAAGAGAAAGGAUAAGUUAAGAGUAUGUGAAUAUUAAUGAGAUCUCUAUAACGUACACGCUUUUAUCUUGACUGUCAAAUUAGGUAAGGAAGACAGACAAUUAAUAGGACAGGUAGAUAGAUAAUGAAAUACAGGAAUAGAGAUAAAAGAUACAAGAAAAGCAGAUAAACCAUUAAAAACAAAUACAGAGAGAAGAAAAGAUUGAUAGAUAAACAGACAAACGCGUUCAGUCGACUCGUGUCCCCAUAGUAAAUUUCUUCACAAUGACCACUACUCCCCAUUCCUGGUGCCCCCCACCCAUCCUGCCACCCAUGCAAGUCAAAAGGACCAUUAUUGAUUGCACCGUGCCGGGAUUACGAGAGAUUAAAGUUUGUUGACCCCGCGGGAGGCUAAAAAUCGAUAUUUAGCAUUGAUGAAAAUGUGUUCGGCGCCACGCAGGCAGGAAUGAUAAACUGUCCCAAGAUUGCUCUAUACUCUAUGGAUGCGAGUCAUUCCGCUAAUGAAUUUCUCCAUGAAUUUUAGUAUAUUCUAUUGUGUAUCUUGGAACGUGUAUAUGUUGGUUUUAAAUGCUCUUCUCGCCAUUUGUUCGGCCGAAGCCAAGGGUGAAGAGAUGCGGACACAAUGCGUGCGCAAGAUGACACCACGUGGCAUGCAAGAGACAAAAUAAUAAAAACAAUGAAAGCACUCAAUUACCACAUUCACAUUUCAAAAUCAUAUCUAUAACAAAAUUGAGGAGUUAGAAAGAACGAGAGUGAUAAAUAAACAAAACAGGGGAGUGAAGCCAAGAUUAGAGUAAAACGAACAUAUUGCGCGCGCAUUUGCCAAAGAAAACACCAAUAAAAUCAAAAUAAAAUCGCCAAAAAAUAGAAAAACAAGCCAAAAAACACUGGGGAGUAAAUCAAUACCACUGAAACACGACAUUAUAACCUGUAGAGGAACAGAUUAGAGGAUGAACGGGGAGAGAGAGAGGGAAGAAAGGGAGAAAUGAGGCAGUAGAAGAAGUGACGAGGGUGGAGGAGGACAUAACGAAAGUUGGUCUGAGCGUCAUGGCUUCAAUUGUGCUCAAGUCUCUCUCUGUCCUCUUGGGGAUCUUCUUCAUCUUCGUCGGCACCACAAAACUCACGCCCAAGAUCAGCAAGGAACUCCAUAAAGAGCUGAGGAAAGAGUUCGCGCGGUACAGCAAAGUGUUCCCUCUAGCACAGACCCUGGAAUUCAAGGUGCCUUCUAAGUGGUACAGACGGAGCGUGGGCGGGCUGGAGGUGCUCUGUGGCGUGUGUCUAACUUUCAUACCCUCCAAGCGGGUGAAACAGUUCGCUAACCUCAUCUUGGCCCUCAUGAUGCUCUUUGCCACGUACAACCACUGGAUGGUCGGGGACAAGUUUGAGAGACUGGCGCCCUCCCUGGUGUUCUUCUUCAUGUUAACCUGCCGCCUCAUAGUGGAGUACCAGAUCCACCGCAAAGAGAAAGCAGAUCGAAUUGCCGCCAAAAAACCUCCCGCUGAUAAAGAGAUAGCCGCCCCCGCCACCGCCGCCGCCGCCACCACCACCACCACCGCCACCACCACCACCGCACACCACCACGGCAAGAGCAAGAAGGAUGUCUAGUGUGUGUCUGUGUGUCUGUGUGUGUGUGUGUGUAUAGGGUAGUGUAGUGUGUUUUUACGUGUGUGUGUGUGUGUGUGUGUGUGUGUGUGUGUGUUCUGUUGAUAUAUUUUUUUUGAG
Portunus trituberculatus (swimming crab) is the source of this 2094-nucleotide messenger RNA. Its product is annotated as novel acetylcholine receptor chaperone-like. The record is from RefSeq and is a predicted model, not a curated record. Gene Ontology annotation, biological process: positive regulation of protein localization to cell surface; chaperone-mediated protein complex assembly. Lineage: Eukaryota; Metazoa; Arthropoda; Malacostraca; Decapoda; Portunidae. The transcript is spliced from 4 exons. Gene Ontology annotation, cellular component: endoplasmic reticulum. Bases 1420 to 1977 code for a protein of 185 amino acids.